AUCUGAGAAAUGGGAACCCGACAAGGAGAAGUGGUGUGUGUGACCGGCGGCAGCGGCUACAUUGGCUCAUGGCUCGUUCGGCUCCUCCUCGACCGCGGCUACACCGUCCACGCCACCGUCAAGAACCUCGAGAAUGAGCGAGAAACGAAGCACUUGGAGGCCAUGGACGGAGCUCCAUCCCGCCUCCGUCUCUUCCAAAUGGAUCUGCUCCACUACGACUCCAUACUCGCUGCCGUCGACGGUACCACCGGCGUCUUCCACGUGGCUUCCCCCUGCAUCGUUGAUCAAGUUAAAGACCCAGAUCGCGAGCUGUUGGAUCCGGCAAUUAAAGGGACCAUUAAUGUCCUAACGGCGGCAAAAGAAGCUGGUGUUCGGCGCGUGGUGGUGACAUCCUCGGUAUCGGCUAUUAUUCCCAGCCCUAAUUGGCCAGCUGAUAAGGUUAAGGAUGAGGAUUGCUGGACUGAUGAGGAAUACUGCAAGCGCAAGGGGGUAUGGUAUCCACUUUCCAAAACCCUUGCGGAAAAGGCUGCUUGGAAUUAUGCCGAGGAAAAUGGGCUGGACAUUGUUGUGGUGAAUCCAGGGACAGUGAUGGGUCCCAUUAUCCCUCCAGCAAUAAACGCGAGCAUGCUCAUGAUUCUCCGCCUAUUACAGGGCUGCACAGAAGUGUAUGAGGACUUCUUUAUGGGGUCUGUGCAUGUUGAAGAUGUGGCUCUUGCACACAUAUUGGUGUAUGAGAAUAAGUCGGCAACAGGAAGGCACAUGUGUGUCGAGGCAAUAUCUCAUUUUGGCGAUUUUGCUGCAAAGGUGGCCGAAAUUUACCCCGAACACAAUGUGCCUAGGUUACCUAAGGAUACUCAACCUGGACUGUUGAGGAGCAAGGACGCAUCGAAGAAGCUAAUGAGCCUUGACUUCCUUAAGUCUCAAAUACUAAAUUGUGAAAUUUCAAUUCCACUUUCUCUAUCAUCGACGCCGACAAUCACCACCUUCAUCAUCUUCUUUCCGCCGGACUCCGUCUUCUCCACUUCCGGUCCGCCGUCUCUUGCCUACCUCCUCCUUCACUUCUCCCCCCUCUCUCUCUCCCCGUCAUCCCUCCUCUCCCUGCCUUUCGCCUCCAGAGUCCCGUUCCUCUCCCCCGCCAGCCACCUCGUCGUGACCUCUGGCCACCCCGAACAAAUAUCCAUCAACAAUGUCGGAGUCUCUGAUACCCCCAUUUUCGACGACGGAUUUGUCUUCGUCUACGCAAUUGACGGUUUCUUCAACCUAAAUUUCAACAUAGCGUAUGCAGAUCCGGCCAACCUGAACCCUAGAUCCGAUUCUCAGUGCCUGAAGCUGGAAUCAUCCUCUAGAUUUGGGGACGCGCCUGGAGUUUUGGAAUCGAAAGGCUACUCCUUGGAGAUUAACAAGGAUGAAGUUGAUACAGUGAUGGUGAAUGGAGUCGAAGUCACUUUCCCAGUACGAAAGCGAGUGGCUAGUGGUUCACGGGAUCGAGCGAUGAUUGCUUUGCUGGAGAUUGUGGACGAGGAGAUGGAAGUGAUGGAGGACUUUCCGGUGGAGGAAGACAAUAACUCGAUGGCUUUGGGUAAUGGGGAAUUUUGA
Molecule: messenger RNA, 1596 nt
Organism: Striga asiatica
Lineage: Eukaryota; Viridiplantae; Streptophyta; Magnoliopsida; Lamiales; Orobanchaceae
Source: the annotation of a GenBank genome assembly